AUGUUCAAAAAAAAUCAUUUCUACAGUAGACAUCGGCCUAAUCACCAAGUUCCGUGCCACUAACAAGACGACACGCGUAUAAAGUAACGACUAAACCUCGUCACUGUAAAUUUAACACUUUAUGGCCACAUGUGACUUGUCUAACAUUUGCGGGAGCUAAGGGAGGCACGAAUUGGUUAUGACCCACAAAUAGCGCAUCACUUGUUCGACGUAAUGUCCCACUGGAAAUUUCAAUUUCAGAUGCUGAAAUAGUCUCCAAUUUAAACUAAAAAAUUCGUCAAUCGCGUAAACAAAGAAGGAAGCAAGAUAGAAGAAGAAAUAUGUGGAAGCGCGUGGCUGUACUUUCUCCAUUGAUUUCCUCUUCGAAAUCAGCUUUACUCACAGAGGGUACUUAUGGGAUAAAGAUCUGGAGAUCAAUUUCUUCUGAGAUAUUCAAACAGGAAGCAUAUGCACCUUCACCCAAAGAGAUAGCUCCAUUUAUAACUUUUGUCCUAGGUGGCCCUGGUAGUGGAAAAGGCACACAAUGUAUAAAGAUAGCAAACUCUUUCGGGUUCAAACAUCUGAGUGCCGGUGAUUUGUUGAGAAGGGAAAUACUUUCUAAUAGUGCUGAUGGUGAAAAGAUUCUGAACACAAUUAAAGAGGGCAGAAUUGUUCCUUCAGAAGUGACGGUCAAAUUGAUUAAAAAGGAGAUAGAGUCAAGUGACAAUAAUAAAAUCCUCAUUGAUGGUUUCCCUCGAAGUGAGGAGAACCGUAUAGCAUUUGAAAAAAUUACUGGAGCUGAACCAAACAUUGUGCUCUUUUUUGAUUGCCCGCAAGAAGAGAUGGUAAAACGAGUGCUAAACCGUAAUGAGGGCCGAAUUGAUGAUAAUUUAGACACAAUCAAGACGCGUCUUGAAGUAUUUUCAGCAUUAAAUCUUCCUGUUAUUGGCUACUAUUCCAAGAGAGGAAAACUGCAAACGAUCAAUGCAGUAGGAACAGUUGAUGAGAUUUUUGACCAAGUGCGCCCAAUUUUCGAACAUGUGAGGCAAUGAAAUGAAAGAUUGUUUUGAUCAAGGGUGAAAGCUCGUAAUAUCUGGUCUUUAUUCGGCAAUUGACAAUUAUACUCAAAGGGGAUUGAAUCAUUCUCAAUUUCAGGCGUCAAGAACUUUGGUGACUCAAUGCAUUUUUCAGCUCAUAUGAUGCAGUUUAUAUUCACUUCUAAUGAUUUAAGUUCAUGUAAAUAGGUUAAGGUGCAGUAAAGCCCUUGCUACCCAUUUGUUUACAGAAUCUGGGGUAGAAUAAAAUAAAAGUUCUUCAUAAACAAUAAGCUGUCAGAUUACCAUGUCAAUAAUAUUUCUUUAUAAAUGAUUAAAUUCAUUUAA
Mercurialis annua (annual mercury) is the source of this 1361-nucleotide messenger RNA. RefSeq names its product probable UMP-CMP kinase 2. Gene Ontology annotation, cellular component: nucleus; cytoplasm. Lineage: Eukaryota; Viridiplantae; Streptophyta; Magnoliopsida; Malpighiales; Euphorbiaceae. Gene Ontology annotation, molecular function: UMP kinase activity; ATP binding. Gene Ontology annotation, biological process: 'de novo' pyrimidine nucleobase biosynthetic process; CDP biosynthetic process; UDP biosynthetic process. Bases 321 to 1031 code for a protein of 236 amino acids. The record is from RefSeq and is a predicted model, not a curated record. The transcript has 9 exons.